Molecule: messenger RNA, 1819 nt
Organism: Lactuca sativa (garden lettuce)
Lineage: Eukaryota; Viridiplantae; Streptophyta; Magnoliopsida; Asterales; Asteraceae
Product: ubiquitin carboxyl-terminal hydrolase 6
Biological process (GO): protein deubiquitination; regulation of proteasomal protein catabolic process; proteasome-mediated ubiquitin-dependent protein catabolic process
Molecular function (GO): cysteine-type deubiquitinase activity; protein binding; proteasome binding
Source: RefSeq, a predicted model, not a curated record
CCCGAGUCCGAGCGGUCAAACAACCAAAAACAACCCAAAAACGGCGCCCCUUCUUCCCUCCACCACCCGCCAUUCCUUCACGAAAUACUCUUCCGUGGACAAUUGGACAUCUACAUUUCUUGUUCUCAAAGAUUUAACUUGCUUCAUCGUUUAUCUUAGCCCUUUCCUUCAAGCAAUCAAAACAACACAUAACUCUUGGUUUUCUCCCAUUCAAUCGAUCCAAUCCAACAGUCGAAAAGUCCGUCUAACUAUGCCCACAGUCAGUGUAAAAUGGCAAAAAGAGCUAUACCGGGAUGUGGAGAUAGAUACAACUCAGCCUCCAUACGUCUUCAAAUGUCAAUUAUAUGACCUCACAGGAGUUCCACCUGAAAGGCAAAAGAUAGUGAUGAAAGGUGGAUUAUUAAAGGAUGACUCCGACUGGUCAAAAAUGGGGGUGAAAGAGGGGCAAAGGUUGAUGAUGAUGGGAACAGCAGAUGAGAUUGUGAACGCCCCUGAAAAGAGUCCAGUUUUUAUGGAAGACCUUCCAGAAGAAGAACAAGUAGUUGCUGUGGGUCAUUCUGCUGGAUUAUUCAAUUUGGGAAACACCUGCUACAUGAACUCCACAGUCCAAUGCUUGCAUUCGGUUCCUGAGCUCAAAUCUGCAUUAAUUGAGUAUCCUCAAUCUGGAAGAAGCAAUGAUUUAGAUCAGUCUUCUCAUCUUUUGACUGUUGCAACAAGAGACUUGUUUAGUGAGCUUGAUAAAAAUGUUAAGCCAGUUGCACCAAUGCAGUUCUGGAUGGUAUUGCGGAAAAAAUAUCCUCAGUUUGGCCAGCUGCAUAAUGGGUCCUUUAUGCAACAGGAUGCUGAAGAAUGCUGGACACAGAUUUUGUAUACUCUAUCCCAGGCCCUUAGAAGACCAAGUUCCAGUGAGAAUCUUGAUACAGUGAAGGAACUUUUUGGAAUUGACCUAGUAAGCAGGGUGCAUUGUGCAGAAAGUGGUGAAGAAAGUUCAGAGACAGAAUCAGUUUAUUCUCUUAAAUGUCACAUAUCACAUGAGGUGAAUCAUUUGCACGAGGGCCUGAAACAUGGGCUGAAGUCAGAGCUGGAAAAGGUUUCCCCAACUUUAGGACGGAGUGCAGUUUAUUUAAAAGAUUCACACAUAAAUGACUUACCAAGGUACCUGACUAUUCAGUUUGUUCGAUUUUUCUGGAAAAGGGAAUCUAAUCAGAAGGCAAAGAUCUUGAGGAAAGUGGAUUAUCCAUUGGAGUUGGACAUUUUUGAUCUUUGUUCUGACAAUCUUCGCAAACAGCUGGAAGUUCCUCGACAGAUGUUAAGAGACGAGGAAGGUAGGAAGGCUGGUUUAAAACUCAAAGAACAGAGCUCCAUUGCAGUAGACAAUGAUGUUAAGAUGUCUGACACGGAGGUCAGUAUGGGAUCAUCUGAGAAGAAAAAUCGGUUGACCGGAGUGUAUGAUUUGGUGGCUGUGUUGACUCAUAAAGGCAGAAGUGCUGAUUCAGGUCAUUAUGUCGCGUGGGUCAAACAAGAAAAUGGGAAAUGGAUAGAAUUUGAUGAUGAUAAUCCAAUUCCACAAAGGGAAGAAGAUAUAACAAAACUAUCUGGAGGAGGUGAUUGGCAUAUGGCUUACAUUUGUAUGUACAAGGCCCGCACCAUUGCCAUGUAACGUUUUUCCAUUUUGUUGUUUGUGUAAUUUGAUUAUUGGAAUACUGGAUUUUUACGUGUCAUUUGGUUGUUUGAUACAUUUGCUACUAUAUUUGUUGAGUUAAAUAUUGUUUAUACUUACAAAAAAAAGUAUAUAGAUGGUGAAUUUGUUUGAUGUUCA